Messenger RNA from Dimorphilus gyrociliatus, 1228 nucleotides. The record is from the annotation of a GenBank genome assembly. Lineage: Eukaryota; Metazoa; Annelida; Polychaeta; Dinophilidae.
AAUGAUGUCAACGAUCUUUUUAAUUAAUCAAAGUUUGAUAGACACAGCAACUUCCGUUCUACUUGGAAUUAGCUACUGGACAGAAAAAUUGAUAGACGAGAGAACAAUGCAUGGAUCAUUGUUAAAAUGGUACUGUCACGGCUGGAAUGGGCAUGUAACUGUUUGGGGUGUUCUUAUAGGAUCAUCGUAUAAUUUAGUUCUUUUAUCAUUAGAACGAUACUUUUCAGUUAUGUAUCCGGUCGCUCACAAGAAUUUAUCGAGGCGAAAGGCUAUUAUUGCAGCAACUUUAGUGUGGAUUGUAUUCAUUUGCUAUCAAUAUGCUCAUCAAUCGGGUACAACUGUAGUAUUGAGUACCGGAUUAUGUCGGUCUUUUUCAAAUUGGCCGAAUGAUCUUACCAGAAGAGCUGUAGGAAUAUUAAUAGUUGUAAUACAAUUCAUUAUACCGCUAGUAAUCAUUGCCUUCUCAUAUAUUUCGUUGGCAAUAAGUUUCUCUAAGAAAUCAGCUAGUGUUGCGCCUUCACAACAUGCUCAGGAUAUGCCUCAAAGGGUUAGAAAGAAUAGUAUUAAAACCUUUGCCAUUGUAGCUUGCGCUUUUGUAAUUUGUUGGAUAUUCAAUCAGACGUACUUUUUAGGUUUUUAUUUUGGUCUUGUCUCGUCUCUUACAGGCUAUUAUUAUCAUUUCUCAAAAUUUAUGGUAUUUGUUAAUUGUUUUAUUAAUCCAUUCAUAUACACAUUUAGAUAUGGUGAAUUUAAGAAAGAAUUGCGUAAAUAUCGUCUAUUUAAGCAAUGUUUUAAAGUUAGUAACGAAAUAUCAACAAGUGGUGAAAAUUCAGCAGAGGAGAAGGACACAAAGGAAUCAAAGUUCUAACUAAUUAUAUUAAUGUUGUAGGAUUUCGUCGUACUCCCCUAAGCCCAUAUGAAAUUGUUUGUAUACUUAUUAAUUGAUUACUCCUAUACAUAUCUGUAGUAAAAUAUAUUUGAGAAAAUAUUUAAUAUAAAACACGCAAAAAAUAAAAUAAAGUGCAAUAUCAUUUCCAUUUCACAUUCAUUCGGAUAAUGAUAAAAUAAAGUAAUCAUGUUUGAAGAAUAACAGGAAAAUACCGCUAGAAUUCAUACUAGAGUGUUCAUAGGGAAAAUAAAACUUCGAUGUAAUCAUUCUGUAAAUAGGGUGUUUGAGGAACGGUUGUUAUUAUACAGACGUAUUGACAUUACAUCUCUUUGCCGCCGC